Patiria miniata (bat star) is the source of this 3148-nucleotide messenger RNA. RefSeq names its product homeobox protein Hox-A3a-like. Gene Ontology annotation, molecular function: RNA polymerase II cis-regulatory region sequence-specific DNA binding; DNA-binding transcription factor activity, RNA polymerase II-specific. Gene Ontology annotation, cellular component: nucleus. The record is from RefSeq and is a predicted model, not a curated record. Bases 195 to 1166 code for a protein of 323 amino acids. Lineage: Eukaryota; Metazoa; Echinodermata; Asteroidea; Valvatida; Asterinidae. Gene Ontology annotation, biological process: regulation of transcription by RNA polymerase II. The transcript is spliced from 2 exons.
GAGAAGACUGUACAAUGGCCAAUAUUUGGAGAGCCCUCAUGCAAGAUAUCGACCCUUUGCCUUCAAAUGCCAGCCAUCACUUCAUUGGUGGUACGCCCGUAUCACGUGACCCCUAACGGUGAGGACAGUCGGCUUGAUAAUUAUGUCAGUACUCUGUCAGAUGAACAUAAAUUUCCACCAAGGCGUCGAGCAUCAUGCACAGCUCGUUCUACGACACGGCGCAGAUUGCCGGCGAGUUUUACCACGGUGCCACCGCCACGGAGUCCACCCCAGCCGCUUGUCGAAGCACCUCCACCAACGAUGGAUUCUGUUACGCCCAGAACCCGAGGUAUUACAAUAUGUACUACAACAGCAGCGCCGGGGCGGGAGAGGGUUACCCCCACCACCACCCUGCCAGCGAGCCCGUGUCCAUCCCCGGGCUGUCGGUGCCCCCUCCCCCGUCCGCCGAGCAAGGAUGCUACGGUAACAUCCUCUCGGAGGCAGCAGCGACCUCAGCCACGAGGAGUCACAGGCCCCCUUCCAACGGCAGUUCCGACUCGGCGGAAGAUGAGGAGGGGAUUGGGGGUGAGGGUUUGAAGACGGAGAGCAGCUCACGGGGACACGGAGGCGGCCACUCCAAAAAGAUCUACCCAUGGAUGACAGAGUCAAGACAGAAUGUCAAACAGAAAGUCACCUCUGCCAGUGAGAAGAAGAAACAGCUCGAGAUUGCAGCUAGCAAGCGCAACCGGACCGCCUUCACCAGUGCUCAGCUAGUUGAGCUGGAGAAGGAAUUCCACUUCAACCGGUACCUGGGCCGACCCCGCCGCAUCGAGAUGGCCGGCUCGCUCAGUCUGACCGAGCGACAGAUCAAGAUCUGGUUUCAGAACCGCCGGAUGAAGUACAAACGAGACGCCAAGGAGAGUGAGCGCGCCGAGCGGGGGAUUAAAGUCUCGGAUUCGGUGCUGGCCCGCCAGUCCGAGCGGAGUCCACGCUUUAUCGCCGCCACGGGCAGCCCGCUCAUGCUGAACUAUCCGGGCAGCGCCGGGGGAGGCGGCGGGAUGACAGCCGGGGCGGCCUCACCAUGCAUGGAUACCCGGAACUUUCCUCAUGGCGGAGGGAUAUAUAACCGCUUUGCGUACCCACAAGAACAGCUCAUGAACGCUUCGCCUAGACUAACGAAUUUGUGACGAAUUGGACUGGGCCCCACAAGCUGACUCUAAAUCUUGAAUUACUCUCUUUGUUAUAAACUCUCCUUUGUCAUCUCUAUACAAGGACUAUAGAGCGGAUCCGUAGCUAUCGUACGUGUAUGGAUGCUAUUAAGCAAUGGAGACAAAAUCAACGGUCAGCACAUUGCUACAAAAAUACACGUGAAAGCACAACAUGGCCCGACUCAUUACUGCUUAAACAAGAUUUAAACACUUUCGAAAAAGUGUCGACGCAACCAUGCACCCAUCUUAAACUUGUGCAAAGUUUCCAACUGCUGAUUAUUUCUGUAAUGGUUGGUUGAUUGCGUCGCCACCACACGGUCAUCUUGAGUUGAAAGCCUUUUCAGCCGACAUAUAAAAUACUACUACUUUUAUGCUGCUAAAGCAAUUGCGCAAAGGUUCAUCUACUGUUUAGACAGGGUUUCGAAUUGUAACUGUAUCUUCUUGCAAUAACGAUGUAAUUAUCUCGUUUCUUAAAACUGCAAUGCUGACGUACUAUUCCUUGAUAAAUGUUCGAUAUGAUCAAACGUUGAGGUCGGAAGUUAUCAUUCUUCUGUUUAAGUUUUUAUAACUUCCGCCUGCUUUUCACUUGCUAUGGUAUUUUCCACUAUCUUCCCGCAUGGCAGUUGUUUAACUGCAAUGGGUUUUUUUCUUUUAAGUAAAAUGGGCGGAUGCAAAUUUAUGUAUUGAUGGUUUUUUGGUAUUUUGAAGAAAAAAAAGUUUUCAAGUUUUUUUCUCUUGGCUGUCAAGAAAACCUAUAUUUUGAAAAUUAAGUGGAAAAAAUGUGGGAAAAAGGUAAUGUACAAGAUUUGUAAACAUAUAAAAACGAAACUAUCAAGUUAUUGUGAAAUACCUUACUCGACUGUAAGUAGGCCUUCAUGUAUAUAAUAGCCUCACACAUCCUGUGAAAUCAUUGCGCCUGGUAUGCUGUCAUUUUUAAGAGAAAUGGUAUUUUGUAUCAUUCUCCGGCCGAACCGUCUUGGAGAAAAACUUUUUUUUUCAAAUGCUGCCCCCAAUUGACAGAAUUAUGUUAGUCCACAUUUUGUUUGCAAUCGGAUACAAAUCCGUGAACGGGCGGAAGCCAGCUAGUCUGGUUCCCUGACCUGACAAUUCCCUGACGUCUAUAAAUUGUUAUUGAUUUAUAAAUCGUCUGAAGUGUCGGGUCAGGGAACGAGACCACAGGCACAACGCUUUUUUUUCUCUAGUGUUUUUUUUUCGGGCAUCCAUGACCACAUAACUUUAAACAAGUCAGUGGAACGAUUUCUGCUAUAAAAUGCCAACCCAACAAUCCGUUCAUUUCAGAAAAUUACAGCAAAAUCAAAUGUUGAAUAUUACCCUUAUACGCUCUUUCCUCCACGUCAAUUUGUUUAAGAUUGCGUAUACGUGUACAGCAAUAUUUGGCCACGAUGCAUUAAAUAACUGUGACCAUCCAAUGGCUACUGCCUUGGUAGUAUUUCCAAAUGGCAAAAGUGGGAUUAAAAGUCAUCAAAACACAGCGAAAUAUCGUUUGGAUUAUUAAGUCAAAACUCCAAAGUAGUCUCUCACGCUUCUAUUUGCAAAAUUGACUUCGUAAGACAGUCAGGUAGGUUUUGUGCUCGGAGGACCUUUUAUGUUGCAGUGUCUAAAAUCGAAAGAUGGCAAACAAUUUCUGGAGGUAUGUUUCUCGCACAAUACAAAACAAAAAAGCCCAAGGAAAAAUCAGAUCAGAAAUGAAGUGACUGAAUUCCCUACUGAAAUUCACCAAAUUUUCUCCAAGGAGUCCCUUUGUUCAAACGUCAUGAAAAUUUUCUGAAAUUGUCUCGCUUUAUUCACAGGCCAAGUCACAAGUUGAAACGUUAAUUCUCAAGCGUGUCAGAACCGUGGUAUGUAAAUAUACAUGAUUUGGACAUUAUAAGGGAAAACAGGGUAUGUUGUAGAUACUUAAAUUGUUUUGUUACAUUUCUGCGUGUCUUUGUUGUUUUGGA